Messenger RNA from Aspergillus nidulans FGSC A4, 1635 nucleotides. RefSeq lists its product as uncharacterized. The record is from RefSeq and is a predicted model, not a curated record. The coding region runs from base 1 to 1635 and encodes 544 amino acids. The transcript is spliced from 5 exons. NCBI's taxonomy places the organism in Eukaryota, Fungi, Ascomycota, Eurotiomycetes, Eurotiales, Aspergillaceae. Gene Ontology annotation, biological process: deoxyribose phosphate catabolic process; transmembrane transport; deoxyribonucleotide catabolic process. Gene Ontology annotation, molecular function: lyase activity; transmembrane transporter activity; deoxyribose-phosphate aldolase activity. Gene Ontology annotation, cellular component: membrane; cytoplasm.
AUGGCCAUAGUGGCAGGGGGAGGCCUAGUCGUGCCUCUGAGCAGUGGUGUCUUGUUCCGCCGUCAGUGCUGGACCAUCUCUGAUAUGUUUGAGGCGCACGAAGGAGGCAAAGCCAUGGGCGCCUUCAUGCUCGGACCAAAGCUUGGCCCCAUGUUCGCUCCCAUCACUGGCGCUGCCCUGGUCACCCGGUGGAGCUGGCGCAGCACGCAAUGGUUCAUGGUAAUAUAUGGUUGGACUGUAUUCUUGAUCAUGGUGUUCUUCAUGCCGGAGACGGCAACGAACCUUGAAGAGAACCAGCAGAACGAGCGGGCGAAGUCGACGAGUCCUGCGAUGAAAGUCGUGAAUUUCUUGCUGAAACCCACCCAGACGCUACCUUGCUGCAACACCUUCGCCUUGCCGCCGUACUCGUGGAGCUCCAUCAUCGUCGGUGUUCCGUACUCCAUCAUCGUCGGUGUUCCGUAUAUUCCCGGCGGCCUGGGACUGCUGUUUGGUGCAAUCGUUGGCGGCCGCUGGCAGGACUAUAUCAUGAAACGGACGGCACGGAAAGAGGGACGUUUUGACUACGAUGGCAAUCUCAUACUACACUCGAUUGACCGCCUCCGCGAGAACUGCUUGCUUGCGGUUAUUCUCUUCCCGAGAGCAUUGUUGUGGUGGGGGUGGACGGCGGACAAGCAUGUCUUCUGGCUGGUGCCUUUGAUUGGCAACUUCUUCUACGGCUUCGCGGGAAUGAUUCUCACCAAUGUGACUAUGACGAUGCUGACGGAAUUCACACCCAAGAGGUCAACCAUGGGUGUUGCAGUGAACAAUUUGCUGCGUAACAGUUGUCCUAUCACGACGAUGUCUAUUCCCAAAACCAACCAGGAGUGGGAGGCUUUGAUCUCCUCCAUCUCGGCCUCACUACCAGAAUCCCUAAACCAAGAGCAAGCUCCAACGCCAGCCAAAGUCAACCGCACAAUCGACCACACCCAAUUAGCAUUGACAGCAACUCCAGAUCAAAUAACCGAGCUCUGCACACAAGCCUCAAAAUACCAAUUUGCAACAGUAUGCGUCCGCUUAGCCCACGUUGAGCAAGCCGUGGCGGAACUUCGCUCUGCGCCAGAAGUAGGUGUCGCCUGCGUCGUUGGCUUCCAUGAAGGCAUGUACGAAACCUCUGAGAAGGAAGACGAGGCCCGUAAAGCUAUCUCGUUAGGUGCCACGGAGCUCGACAUGGUCCUGAAGUACCCUCUGCUCAAGACAAAGCAGUAUGUUGAAGUCUACGAGGAUAUCUUGGGCGUGCGGAAUGCUGCCCCUGCGCCAGUUGGCCUGAAAGUUAUCCUAGAGACCUCGCAAUUGACGCGUGACGAAAUCAUUGCUGGCUCGGUUAUUUCGUGCUUGGCUGGUGCGGAUUUCAUCAAGACGAGUACGGGUUUUAAUGGGGCUGGGGCGACUGUUGAGAAUGUGGCGUUGAUGUAUGAGGUUGCUAAGGCUGUUGGGAAGGGGACGAAGGUUAAGGCGAGUGGUGGAGUACGCUCUGCGGCGGAUUGUAUCAAGAUGUUGAGGGCUGGAGCGGAGCGCAUUGGGGCUAGUUCGGGGGUUAAGAUUGUACAGGAGUUGGAGGGCGAGCAGGUACAAGAUGAGGGUUCGAGCGGGUAUUAG